This is a messenger RNA of Exserohilum turcica Et28A, 1284 nucleotides long. RefSeq lists its product as uncharacterized. The coding region runs from base 1 to 1284 and encodes 427 amino acids. Gene Ontology annotation, biological process: aflatoxin biosynthetic process; regulation of DNA-templated transcription. Gene Ontology annotation, molecular function: DNA-binding transcription factor activity, RNA polymerase II-specific; zinc ion binding; DNA binding. Lineage: Eukaryota; Fungi; Ascomycota; Dothideomycetes; Pleosporales; Pleosporaceae. The record is from RefSeq and is a predicted model, not a curated record. Gene Ontology annotation, cellular component: nucleus. The transcript has a single exon.
AUGCAAGAUACCGCCCCACGACAGCCUAAGCUACGAGCAAGCUGCGAUCAAUGUGGCUCUGCGAAACUAAAGUGUGAUCGUCGACGUCCGUCUUGUGGCCGUUGUCAACAGUCAUACCUGCAGUGUGUGUAUGGAAUCAACCGGAGAACGAAUAAGAAGUCGACCUACAAGAACACGGAGGGUGCUACCCAGCGCUCGUCCCCUGAAGGAAUGGGAGAACUUGGUCCGAGCCAAGAUAACCCCCAAUACGAUUAUGGAAAACAAGAUGUUGAUAGUCGAUUGGAUAUGGAUUCGUUUCUGGGUCCAUUGAUCGUGCCAGACAACACUACUCUCGAUCUUGCGCAUAUUUGCAGUACUGGAGCAAUGCCAACGAUUGAGCAAUUCAGCAAUCUGGAUAUCGAUGUCUGGGAUCUUACAGCUACAUUCGAGAAAGAUUGCGAGACAACACUGCUAAGGACUUUGACAGAGACUAAGGACGUCUCCGAACGACUGCACUUGAGCACUACCACUUCGCCGCCUCAUUCUACUUCCAUACAUGACUGCCACAGGGAUGCAUGUCUUGUAUUCGAAAGUGUCUCUCACCUAAACGUCGAAAACGUCGGCGAGAUCCAAGCAGACGUUAGACCAGGAGCAACUUCAAGACCUCAAGCACCUCUGGAUCAUGUUCUCAGGAUCAACAGAGCCGCCUGUGAGAGCCUCAUCCGGCUGCUCGAAUGUCCAUGUGCAAUAUCACCACACUUGGCUUUACUUUAUGCAUCUAUAUUAUCGAGAGUCCUUAUUUGGUACCAGGACGCCAUAGGGUGCGCUACAAGCACACCAAUCAUUCCCCUCUCCACCGGAAAAAGUCCACCAACAUCGCUGUACACUCGCUAUCUAUCAACAUCAUCGUCAUCAUCAUCCAUGAACAAUUUGGCCGACUCCGCCUUCGCAGGACACACGUUAGAUAGUUCUGAAUCUUCAGGGUCAAGUGAAACCUGCCCUUCCUCUAAACGGAAUCCAAGCAUACCUGCCUGGGCACAAGAAGUGGCACCAACACGGAUCUUCAUGGGUACAUUCGAAAUUGAUGAUCAGUACGUCCAAGCAGACAUGAACAAAUAUAUGAUUGCAAGCGAGAUUACGAGAGCUAGCGCUGUUAUAGAUGCCUUUGCUACACGUGGAGGAAACAGCACAGACGAAGCAUGCUUAGUCGGAGAAGUCGACAGUUUAUACAGGAGCUUGAGUGCUUGGCUUCGUAUGCAGCUCUCAAAAACAGUGGAUCUCACCAAACCUAAUCUUGGCAGGUAG